Megalops cyprinoides (Indo-Pacific tarpon) is the source of this 5590-nucleotide messenger RNA. RefSeq names its product calmodulin binding transcription activator 2 (gene camta2). The record is from RefSeq and is a predicted model, not a curated record. Gene Ontology annotation, cellular component: nucleus. NCBI's taxonomy places the organism in Eukaryota, Metazoa, Chordata, Actinopteri, Elopiformes, Megalopidae. Gene Ontology annotation, molecular function: transcription coregulator activity; double-stranded DNA binding; protein binding. The coding region runs from base 129 to 5468 and encodes 1779 amino acids. Gene Ontology annotation, biological process: regulation of transcription by RNA polymerase II. The transcript has 23 exons.
UGACGUCAUUCUCCAGAAGAAGAUGGCGGCGUGUAAGAAGGCGGAAGUGUCAAUGUGCGGGCCACCCUGGAGUGUGUGAGCGCCCCCUGCUGCCUGGAGGAGCUGGGCGUCGCCGCUGCAGCUUCACCAUGAACAACAAGGAAAGCACGACCGAGUCCGAGAAUAACAGCCAGAUGAAGGUGUUUCUGCCCAACAAACUCCUGGAGUGCCUGCCACGCAUCUCCACCUUACCCAAGGAGAGACUGCGCUGGAACACCAAUGAGGAGAUCGCAUCCUACCUGAUCUCGUUCGACAGACACGAAGAGUGGCUUUCCUGCACACUCAAGACCAGGCCCCUGAAUGGCUCCAUCAUACUGUACAACAGGAAGAAGGUAAAGUACCGGAAGGAUGGGUACUGCUGGAAGAAGAGGAAAGAUGGGAAGACGACAAGAGAGGAUCACAUGAAGCUGAAGGUGCAGGGAAUGGAGUGUCUUUAUGGUUGCUACGUCCAUUCCUCCAUCGUCCCAACAUUCCACAGGAGGUGCUACUGGCUCUUGCAGAACCCGGACAUCGUGCUGGUGCACUACCUGAACGUGCCGUCCCUGGAGGAUUGUGGGAAGGCGUGCGGGCCUCUGCUGUGCGCGGUGGCUGACCGGAGGGAUAGCCUGCGUUGGACUCGAGAGGAGCUGCUGUCCCAGCUCAAACCCAUGUUUCACAGCAUCAAGUGGUCCUGCAGCAACAGCAAUGGCAGCUCGGAGUUCUCCAUUGAGCAGCUGGUGCAGCACGUCCUGGACUCCCAGCAGACCAAGCCCCAGCCACGCACACACGCCUGCCUCUGCAGCACUGCCCUGGCUUCCCCUGGAGCCAACAUUCCUCACCGCUGCAACAGCACCAAACACCGCAUCAUCUCCCCAAAGCUGCCGGCACGCCCUUCCCCGUACCCCGCCCUCACAGAGGUCCAGAACCUGGCAACGGCUGAAGGGGCGGGCAAUGGAAGCGGCCAGGAGGGAGGGCGUGGUGAGCUACUGGGUGGAGGAGGAGGAGGUGCAGGGAUGGGAGGCGAUCGGAAGGGCGCCCCCCCUCUUAACCAGCCUCAAGCCCCAGUGGUGGCCAAGCUGGGGGCACGGAGCCCGGCAGUGUCUCAGGACAGCGUGGGGCUGACAGGGGUGUCCUCCCCCUGCUCUGCCUCUUCCUCUUCCUCCUCCUCCUCCUCCAGCCCGCCUCAGCCACACCGAGCCACGCCCAUAGCGCUCAGCAACGGGGGUACUGCCUGCAAUGGUUUCUAUGGCAACCAGCGGGGGCUAGCAACCGUCGCUCUGCCCCAGAAUGCCGUGAUCGUCAUGACAACCGCCAUCGGCCGGGGCGCGGAGGACUCAAAGGGCGAGCUGGGCUUCAGCGGGACCGGCACAGCAUCGCCCCGCCUCUCGCUCACGCACUCUGGCCGCCUGGUGCUCUCCCCCAUCCCCCCCAACCCCGAGACCUCGUCCCCACCCACAGUGGCCACCAGAGCCGCCCUGGCAGCCUCGCCGGCUCAGACCUCCGUCACGGCCACCGUCCCCAGCAGCGGGGCCGGCUCCCUUCCCCCAUCCAGCGCCCCCGCCGCCUCCCACUCCAUCUCACCCACCCCGGGCGUGGCCACUCUCAGCCUUACCCUGCUGUCCAGCCCUGUGGUUGGUGGCCUGCUGCUGACGGACAGGCUCAUAUCGGGGGCCGACCCUCCCGCCCCCUUGCUGCUCCCGCCCAGCUCCUCCCCCUCAUCCACAUCCCCCUCCCCCUCCCUCCUGCCCCCACCGGCCACGUCAGCCCCAUCCCCAUCCCUCCUCCCGCCCCCACCGUGCCCCCCAUCCCCAUCCAUCCCCUCACCCAGCGCCCCUCCUGCCUUCGACCCAGACUCCUUUCUCAAUAGCCCCAAGCGGGGCCAGACCUACGGCGGGCCUUCGCACCCCGACUCCCACCUGUCCCUCCCCCUUGCCACCUCCUGCUCCUCCCCGUCCCCGCCCUCCUCCUCCUCGCCGCAGCCCCCAUCCCUUGCCCUCUCUCUCUCCCCCACCUCCCCCCCAUCCUCCUCCUCACCCCCCUCCUCCCUCUCCUCCCUCUCGGCUGAGAUGGAGCGUGGGCGGAGUGGGGAGAGGGAGGCGCCCCCGCUGGCCGCCCGCCCCGCCUCCACCCCCUCCUCCUCCCCCCUCUCCCCGUCCCUGUCCCUGUCCCCUUCCCGCUCCGCCGCGCCCCUCCUGCCUCUCUCCCUGGAGUCCACCCUCGGGCUAGACGCCCUGGGGGUUCUGACGGGCGAUGCCCAGGACCAGGCACCCGAGAGGGGGCGGGGUGAGGGUGUCCUGGGCCCACCCCUGUCCCCGGGCCCAGAGGGCGUUCCUGCCGGGCCCCCCCUCCUCCAGUGCAACCCGCGGCCCCUUCCACAGACCCUCUGUGCCCCGCAGCCUUCACAGUUCCAGGGAAGGGCUGAGGGCAAGGACCAGCAGCAGAAGCAGCAGCAGCAGGUGCUCCUGCUCCGCCCGAAGCAGCUGCAGCAGCCCGGCCAGCCCCUGGUCCUGGUGCAGCCCGAGCAGCACACGCAGAUGCUGCAGCCGCAGCUGCUGCCGGCGCAAUCCCUGCAGCUGAAGGGCGGGCUCCUCUUCGUGGCCAGCGGGCAGGAUGAGGCGGCGGCCCAGCCCGCCUCGCCUGAUCCCCGGGUGCAGGUGAAGGAGGAGCAGUCGUCGCCCUUCUCUCCUUCCUCCUCUUCCUCCUCCUCUUCUUCCUCCUCGGGCCUGGGCCACUACGAGGCGGAGGAGACGCCCAUGGACACCAACAGCCCUGGGGAGGGAGCCCAAGUGCACAGGGCGGAGGACGCAGACAUCUCCGCCCUCAUCCAGAAAUGCGGGGGCAGGGCUGACGGGCCAGAGGUGGGGGGCGGCCCCCUCGAGAUCUCCUUCGACAGCCAGUUUCCGGACCUGAUUUCCGAGUUUAUCGCCGAGGACGAGGAUCACAAUGUGGCAGGCUCCGCCCAGGCACAGGCUCCACCCCUGACCCAGACUGCCACCCUCUUCCCCGCUGGGGUGCGCUACAUGGUGCCCCCCCAGCCAUCCCCGGCGUCCUCCUUCCUGCCCUUCCCCACCCUGGCCCCGGCUUCCCCAUCGACAGGCACAGGGGUGGAGGUGCGACGGCUGGCCACCAUCACAGACUUCUCCCCUGAGUGGUCCUACCCGGAGGGUGGAGUGAAGGUGCUGAUCACAGGUCCCUGGACAGAAGCUACAGGACGCUACUCCUGUGUGUUUGACCAGAGCACUGUCCCCGCCUCCCUGAUUCAGCCUGGAGUGCUGCGCUGCUACUGUCCUGCUCAUGAGGCAGGCUUAGUGGCCCUGCAGGUGCUGGAGGACAUGGGCACCGCCUCCGCGGUCUCGUCCUCCGUGCUGUUUGAGUACCGCGCCCGCAACGCCUCCUCCCUGCCCAGCUCCCAGCUGGACUGGCUGUCCCUGGAUGAUAACCAGUUCCGCAUGUCCAUCCUGGAGCGCCUGGAGCAGAUGGAGAAGAGGAUGGCAGAAAUGACAGCUGCCAACAGCAACCACCACCAGCAGCAGCAGCAGCAGCAACAGCAGCAGAGCACUCAGAACACAGCCCAGCAGCCAGCGCCUGGCAUGGAGGACAGGACCCAGCAGUCGGGCCCCUGGUUCGAGCGGCGUAUUGUGGGGGUGUGUGAGCGGAUGAUGGCUGGGGGGCAAUGGGGCGGAGGGGGAGAGAGGCUACUGCACUCUGUCCGGCACCGGGGCAUGACCCUGCUCCACCUGGCAGCAGCACAGGGGUACACCCAGCUGAUACACACCCUCAUACACUGGAGGACGGUGAACUCAGACAGUCUGGAUCUUGAGCAGGAGGUGGACCCCCUGAACGUGGAUCACUUCUCCUGCACCCCGCUGAUGUGGGCGUGCGCCCUCGGCCACCAGGGGGCGGCGGUGCUGCUGUACCGCUGGAACAGCCUGGCCCUGGGCAUCCCGGACUCGCUGGGGCGGCUGCCGCUGGCCGUGGCGCGCUCGCGGGGCCACACCCGCCUGGCCCGCUGCCUGGAGGAGCUGCACACACAGGGCGUGGCCCAGGAAAGGCGGGGUCAGGUCGGGGGGGAGAGGUCCGAGUGGGGCCACACCCACACCCCGGAGGAUCCCCCGCCACCGCCUCCUCACCUGCCCCCCUCCCCCCUCUCCACCAGCCCUGACACAGGUCUGAGCUCGUCCAGCAGCAUCCCCUCCCCCAGCGACCCCCCGUCGCCCUCCCCUAGCUCCGCGUACUCCAGCGGCUCCGUCCCCCUGGGCUCACCCCUCUACAGCCCCCCGGACCCCAUGGACACCUCGGACCCGUCUCUCUCGGCCUGCUCAUCGCCCUCCUCCCUGCCCCUGUCCUCACCCUCCCCCUCCCUCCAGCUGCCCCUCCCCCUGCCCCCCUGGGGCGAGGCGUGUGAGGCUAGGGCCCCCAGUCUGUCUGCCGGCCGGGGCGAGCCCACCUUCCUGAUGGAGUACGAGCCCACCUGCACCCCCUCACCGCCCCCGGGGCCCCCCCUCUCCCGACACUCCGCCUUCGAGGCAGAGCUGCUGAGCUACAGCGAGAACGCCGAGAACGAGGACUACCUGCCUGCGGUGGAGGAUCUGCAGGUUGACAUGGCAACUCUGGCGGAGCAGAUAAUCGAGGCCACGCCUGAGCGCAUCAAGCAGGAGGAGUUUCCCCGGGAGGCGGAGUCUCCACUGCGCGAGAGACGAGACAACACUGCCAUCCAUGACACCAUGCCCUGGCUGGCCACCUACCUGGACACGGUCGACACCCUGCCCACUCUGUCCCCGCCUAGGUGUGUGUGCCCGACACCGCCCCCCUCGUCCCGCUCGCCGCAGCCCCCCUCGCCCCUCAGUGCCCUGGCCCUCCAGAGGCUCCGCCCACCCAGCAGCGCCGCCUGGGCGGAGUUUCUCAACGCCUCGGCCAACGGGCGCAUGGAGCGUGACUUCGCCCUCCUCACCCUGACCGACAGCGAGCAGCGGGAGCUGUAUGAGGCAGCCCGCAUCAUCCAGAACGCCUUCCGCAGAUACAAGGGUCGGAGGUUGAAGGAGCAGCAGGACAUGGCUGCUGCCGUCAUUCAGAGGUGCUACCGGAAGUACAAACAGCUAACAUGGAUAGCAUUGAAGUACGCCCUGUACAAGAAGAUGACCCAGGCGGCCAUCUUGAUCCAGAGCAAGUUCCGCAGCUACUACGAGCAGAAGAAGUUCCAGCAGUCGCGGAGGGCGGCGGUUCUGAUCCAGCAGUACUAUCGCAGUUACAAGGAGUACGAGCGCCUGAAGCAGGGCCACCGCGGACCCACUGCGCUUAACACCAAGAUCAAGGGAUCUUUUCUGACAAAGAAGCAAGAUCAGGCCGCCCGCAAGAUCAUGAGGUUCCUGCGCCGCUGUCGCCACCGGAUUAAAGAGCUGAAGCAGAGUAAGGAGCUGGAGAUGAUGCAGAAGAGAGGCCUCACCACCUAGAGCCCUCCUCCCUCUCCUCCUCCUCCUCCAUCCCUCCAUCCUCACUGAAUGAGAUGGCAGAGGAGAGAGGGAUGGUGAAGGCUCCCGUAUACACACGUGGAUGCACACAUGCACACACAUAC